UUUUGGGGGAGGGAGGCGGAGGGGAAAGUUUGUUUAUUUUGUUUUUAGUUUCUGGGGUCCCCGAGCUUCGGGAAGGUGAAGCGAGCGACCGUGAUCCCCCUCGCCUCUCAGCCUCCCCGCGACGUCGCCUCCACAGCUUGCGGAGGAGCGGAGACCGCGGUCACCGCUGGGCUCCACAGCGGAACGCCGCGCACUCGGAGCCGGCGCGGCUCAGCGGGUUUUGGCUUUUUGCAUUGAAUGUAACCAAGACUGAUCGUCUCAGUUGCCCCAGGAUACUGUCAGAGGCAGUGUUUGUGUGUGUCUGCAGAGUUUUACACAGAGUCUGUUCCCAUGCAAACCAAUGAGGGAGAAGUAGAGGAAGAAAGCAGCUCCCAGGUGGAACAGGAGGAUUUUGUAAUGGAAGGGCAUGGCAAGACUCCACCUCCUGGAGAAGAAAGCAAACAAGAGAAGGAGCAAGAAAGGGAAGAACAGUUAAUGGAAGACAAGAAAAGGAAGAAAGAGGAUAAAAAGAAAAAAGAAGCCGCCCAGAAGGUCACGGAACAAAAAACCAAAGUGCCCGAAGUGACGAAACCAAGUUUAAGCCAACCAACGGCCGCCAGCCCAAUUGGCAGCUCUCCAUCGCCACCAGUCAAUGGUGGCAACAAUGCCAAAAGGGUGGCAGUGCCGAACGGACAACCGCCAAGCGCCGCCCGCUACAUGCCUCGGGAGGUGCCACCGCGAUUCCGUUGCCAGCAGGACCAUAAAGUGUUACUAAAACGUGGACAGCCCCCUCCACCGUCCUGCAUGCUCCUCGGGGGUGGGGCGGGGCCUCCUCCCUGCACAGCACCUGGAGCAAACCCCAACAACGCACAAGUGACAGGAGCGCUGCUGCAGAGCGAGAGUGGGACUGCACCAGAGUCAACCCUUGGAGGUGCUGCUGCUUCAAAUUAUGCAAAUUCCACUUGGGGCCCGGGAGCCUCCUCCAACAACGGCGCCUCCCCCAACCCAAUUCACAUCUGGGACAAGGUGAUUGUAGACGGGUCUGACAUGGAAGAGUGGCCUUGUAUUGCCAGCAAAGACACUGAAUCUUCUUCCGAAAACACCACCGAUAACAACAGUGCCUCGAACCCUGGCUCUGAGAAGAGCAGUCUGCCAGGAAGCACCACUAGUAACAAAGGCAAAGGGAGCCAGUGCCAGUCUGCAAGUUCUGGGAAUGAAUGUAAUCUUGGGGUCUGGAAAUCUGACCCCAAGGCUAAGUCUGUUCAACCUCCCAACUCUACUUCAGAUAGCAACAAUGGACUAGGAAACUGGAGGAGUGCGAGUGGUCCAGAUAGAAUUGGACCUGGCUCUGGCUUCAGCAACUUUAACCCAAAUAGCAACCCAUCUGCCUGGCCAGCAUUGGUCCAAGAAGGGACUUCUAGGAAAGGGGCAUUGGAAACAGAAAGUAGUAGUUCCAGUGCACAAGUUAGCACAGUAGGUCAGGCAUCCAGGGAACAGCAGUCAAAGAUGGAAAAUGCGGGUGUUAAUUUUGUUGUCUCUGGCAGAGAACAGGCUCAAAUUCAUAACACUGAUGGACCAAAAAAUGGAAACACUAACUCCUUGAACUUAAGUUCACCAAACCCCAUGGAAAAUAAGGGAAUGCCCUUUGGAAUGGGCUUGGGGAACACCUCCAGGAGCACUGAUGCCCCUUCACAAAGCACUGGAGAUCGAAAGACUGGGAGUGUUGGGUCUUGGGGUGCAGCUAGGGGGCCUUCUGGAACUGACACAGUCUCUGGACAAAGCAAUUCUGGAAAUAAUGGGAACAAUGGAAAAGACAGAGAGGACUCCUGGAAAGGAGCUUCUGUUCCAAAACCAACUGGGUCAAAAAGUGACUCUUGGGACAACAAUAACAGGUCUACGGGUGGGUCCUGGAACUUUGGCCCUCAGGACUCUAAUGACAACAAAUGGGGUGAAGGGAACAAAAUGACAUCUGGGGUCUCUCAGGGAGAAUGGAAACAGCCGACUGGGUCUGAUGAGUUGAAAAUUGGAGAAUGGAGUGGUCCAAACCAACCAAAUUCUAGCACUGGAGCAUGGGACAAUCAAAAGGGCCACCCCCUCCCUGAAAACCAAGGCAAUUCCCAGGCUCCCUGUUGGGGAAGAUCUUCCAGCUCCGCAGGAAGUGAAGUUGGAGGUCAAAGCACUGGAAGCAACCACAAAGCAGGAAGUAGCGACAGUCAUAAUUCUGGUCGUCGGUCAUACAGGCCCACGCAUCCUGACUGCCAGGCUGUCUUGCAGACUCUUUUGAGCCGGACUGAUUUGGACCCUAGGGUGCUCUCAAACACUGGCUGGGGCCAAACUCAAAUUAAGCAGGACACAGUGUGGGAUAUUGAAGAGGUGCCAAGGCCUGAGGGGAAAUCUGACAAAGGAACUGAGGGGUGGGAGAGCUCUGCCACACAGACCAAGAACUCAGGGGGCUGGGGAGAUGCACCCAGCCAAAGCAAUCAAAUGAAGUCUGGAUGGGGUGAGCUCUCAGCCUCGACAGAGUGGAAAGACCCCAAGAGCGCAGGAGGCUGGAAUGACUAUAAGAACAACAACUCUUCUAACUGGGGAGGAGGCCGAGCGGAUGAAAAGACACCUUCCUCUUGGAAUGAGAGUUCUUGUAAGGAACAGGGGUGGGGAGGUGGGCGCCAGCCCAACCAAGGAUGGACUUCUGGGAAGAAUGGUUGGGGCGAGGAGGUGGAUCAAGUGAAGAAUAACAAUUGGGAAAGUUCUGCCAAUAAGCCUGUGUCUGGGUGGGGUGAAGGAGGACAGAAUGAAAUUGGAACUUGGGGUAAUGGUGGGAAUACAAACCUAGCUUCAAAAGGUGGGUGGGAAGAUUGCAAAAGAUCCCCUGCGUGGAAUGAAACAGGCAGACAACCCAAUUCCUGGAAUAAACAACACCAACAGCAGCAGCAGCCACCGCCACCACAGCCAGAGGCUUCUGGUUCAUGGGGAGGCCCACCCCCGCCACCUCAAGGCAAUGUUCGACCUUCUAAUUCCAACUGGAGCAGUGGACCCCAGCCUGCAACCCCUAAGGAUGAUGAACCCAGUGGUUGGGAGGAGCCAUCCCCACAGUCAAUUAGUCGGAAAAUGGACAUUGAUGAUGGCACUUCAGCUUGGGGAGACCCUAACAGUUAUAACUACAAGAAUGUGAACCUUUGGGAUAAGAAUUCUCAAGGGGGCCCAGCACCUCGAGAACCAAACCUGCCUACCCCGAUGACCGGAAAAUCAGCAUCAGUCUGGAGCAAAAGCGCACCACCCGCUCCAGACAAUGGGACAUCAGCCUGGGGUGAGCCAAAUGAAAGCAGUCCUGGGUGGGGUGAGAUGGAGGAUGCAGGAGCAUCAACCACAGGCUGGGGAAGCACACCUGCCAGCGCUCCCAAUGCCAUGAAACCCAAUUCCAAAUCUAUGCAAGAUGGCUGGGGGGAGAGUGACGGACCAGUCACAGGAGCUCGCCAUCCUAGCUGGGAAGAGGAGGAUGACGGAGGAGUCUGGAACACCGCCGGCUCUCAGGGAAGCACUUCCUCCCACAACUCAGCAAGCUGGGGACAAGGAGGAAAGAAACAAAUGAAGUGCUCACUAAAAGGAGGAAACAAUGAUUCAUGGAUGAAUCCUCUUGCCAAACAGUUUUCAAAUAUGGGAUUGCUGAGUCAAACUGAGGAUAACCCAAGCAGCAAAAUGGAUUUGUCUGUAGAUAAGAAAUUUGAUGUGGACAAGAGAACAAUGAAUCUCGGGGAUUUUAAUGAUAUCAUGAGGAAGGAUCGACCUGGGUUCCGUCCACCUAAUUCCAAAGACUUGGGAACCACAGACAGUGGGCCUUAUUUUGAGAAGCUGACUUUGCCUUUCUCCAAUCAAGAUGGGUGCCUUGGGGAUGAGGCUCCCUGCUCUCCCUUCUCCCCUUCUCCCAGCUACAAGCUGUCUCCCUCUGGUUCCACACUACCCAACGUCAGCCUUGGAGCAAUCGGCACAGGGCCCAACCCCCAAAACUUCGCUGCUAGACAAGGCGGCAGUCACGGCUUGUUUGGAAACAGCACAGCACAAUCGCGAGGCCUGCACACUCCAGUGCAGCCUCUGAGUUCUUCUCCUGGUCUCCGGGCGCAAGUGCCUCCCCAGUUUAUCUCCCCCCAGGUUUCUGCCUCAAUGCUCAAGCAGUUCCCCAACAGUGGCCUGAAUCCAGGUCUCUUUAAUGUGGGGCCCCAGUUAUCUCCUCAACAAAUUGCCAUGCUGAGCCAGCUUCCACAGAUUCCCCAGUUUCAGUUGGCAUGUCAGCUUCUCCUGCAGCAGCAGCAGCAACAGCAGCAGUUGCUACAGAACCAGAGAAAGAUUUCUCAAGCAGUGCGCCAGCAGCAAGAACAGCAGCUGGCAAGAAUGGUGAGUGCUCUCCAGCAGCAGCAACAACAGCAGCAGCAGCAGCAGAGGCAGCCUAGCAUGAAGCAUUCACCUUCUCAUCCUGUUGGGCCUAAGCCACAUUUGGACAACAUGGUACCCAAUGCGCUGAAUGUGGGGCUCCCAGACCUUCCAGCCAAAGGGCCAAUCCCUGGAUAUGGUUCUGGCUUCAGCUCUGGUGGCAUGGACUAUGGUAUGGUUGGUGGCAAGGAGGCUGGGACCGAGUCUCGAUUCAAACAGUGGACCUCGAUGAUGGAAGGGCUGCCAUCUGUGGCCACACAAGAAGCCACCAUGCACAAAAACGGCGCUAUAGUGGCCCCUGGUAAGACCCGAGGAGGUUCACCGUACAACCAGUUUGAUAUAAUCCCAGGUGACACACUGGGUGGCCAUACGGGUCCUGCUGGUGAUAGCUGGUUACCUGCCAAAUCUCCACCGACUAAUAAAAUCGGAAGUAAAUCCAGCAAUGCCAGUUGGCCUCCAGAAUUCCAACCAGGAGUGCCAUGGAAAGGUAUCCAAAAUAUUGACCCUGAAUCUGACCCCUAUGUCACCCCAGGAAGUGUGCUAGGGGGUACAACCACAUCUCCCAUUGUAGAUACUGACCACCAACUGCUGCGGGAUAACACCACAGGGUCUAAUUCUUCCCUCAACACCUCGCUGCCUUCACCUGGUGCCUGGCCCUACAGUGCCUCUGACAACUCCUUUACCAACGUUCAUAGCACUUCAGCAAAGUUCCCUGAUUAUAAAUCCACGUGGUCCCCAGAUCCCAUAGGACACAACCCCACUCAUCUCUCCAAUAAGAUGUGGAAAAAUCACAUCUCCUCCAGGAACACUACACCGCUGCCCCGCCCACCUCCUGGCCUAACCAACCCCAAACCGGCAUCUCCUUGGAGCAGCACAGCACCACGAUCGGUCAGGGGGUGGGGGACACAGGACUCCCGGAUUGCCUCGGCCUCUACCUGGAGUGAUGGUGGCUCUGUUCGUCCUAGUUACUGGCUGGUUCUUCACAAUCUCACUCCACAGAUUGAUGGGUCAACCUUGAGAACGAUCUGCAUGCAGCAUGGCCCACUGCUGACAUUCCAUCUGAAUCUAACCCAGGGCACUGCCCUGAUCCGAUACAGCACCAAACAAGAGGCAGCCAAGGCCCAGACUGCACUGCACAUGUGUGUGUUGGGAAACACUACCAUCCUGGCCGAGUUUGCCACGGAGGAUGAAGUCAGCCGCUUUCUGGCUCAAGCUCAGCCCCCUACACCUGCAGCAACCCCGAGUGCACCUGCCACAGGGUGGCAGUCACUGGAGACCAGCCAGAACCAAGCAGACCCCGUUGGACCUGCGCUGAACCUUUUCGGUGGGUCCACCGGGCUCGGGCAGUGGAGCAGCAGCGCUGGUGGCAGCAGUGGGGCCGAUCUUGCCGGCACUUCCUUGUGGGGCCCCCCAAACUAUUCUUCUAGCUUGUGGGGAGUCCCGACGGUGGAAGAUCCCCAUAGGAUGGGCAGCCCUGCUCCUUUACUACCUGGUGACCUUCUGGGAGGAGGGUCGGAUUCAAUCUGAACUUAGAACUUUCAACUCUGACCUCGUGACCUUUUUUGGAACAGCAGCAGCACUAACUUGACCUUUUCGUUUUUUUUUUCAACUUGCAAUAAAUACAUUUUUAAAAGGAAAAAAGAAAACGGAGAGAGAAAAAAGGUGGGUCAUUGACAGACUGUCUGAGCACAUAGUUGCCUCCCUUAAAACUUCAGUUUUUUCGUUUGGAAUAUGAAUCCAAAAAGAGAACAUAUCACUCUUGAAAUACUUGAAUCAUGAACGCCAACCUAGAAAGACAAUGUGAAGCAAGUACACAUACCAUUUAAAUUUAAACACAAAAAAAUUAAAAAAAUUAGUUUCUAGUUUUUCACUUUUUUCAUGUUAUAUGGAAGUUGUUGCUAAGAAACAUAUAUACUGAAAAAAUAGCUUUUUAACUUUGUUUGCACUGGGUGUGUUUCCGUCCUUAGGUCUACCAUGUUUGGGUGGGAGGGAAAUUCAAAAGAAUUGUUGGGGGUGGGGGGAGGGAAGACUUGACGGAGCCUCACUUUAAAAACAAAAACAAAAAAA
Molecule: messenger RNA, 6471 nt
Organism: Mus pahari (shrew mouse)
Lineage: Eukaryota; Metazoa; Chordata; Mammalia; Rodentia; Muridae
Gene: Tnrc6b
Product: trinucleotide repeat containing adaptor 6B
Exons: 26
Coding region: 331-5931 (1866 amino acids)
Biological process (GO): positive regulation of nuclear-transcribed mRNA poly(A) tail shortening; miRNA-mediated post-transcriptional gene silencing
Cellular component (GO): nucleoplasm; P-body
Molecular function (GO): nucleic acid binding
Source: RefSeq, a predicted model, not a curated record